AUGCUGCCGAGACGGGUUGCCGUAGGUCGUGUGAAGAUCCAUGGCAGCUGCAGCUCCUGGGGCCGCUGCUGUCUUUCCGAGGCGCCCCCGGAACGAUGGCGCCCAGUGCCCGUGUCGAACUGGAACGCUUCGAGUUGGCCUCGGCACAGCCGGCGCGUUGCAAAUGCCUCGACUACGCUGCGAGCAAACUCUCAGACUAAGGCCCUGACCGCCGAACUGUUGGUCGAAGGCUCCGAUGAGACUUCGAACCUGGUGAUUGAUUCUUUGCAGGCUUUGCCGGGCUUCCAGCUCCUCGCGCGCGCAGAGGCGGAGGCGGCCCUACUCCGGGACAAGGAGGACCAAGAGAAAUUGGCCACAGGUGUGGCUGAGGCGGUGGCAAGGGGCGUGCUGGAGGAACGCCCGCAAGUAGAACCUGUUUGCCGAAUCCAGACCGAAGGCAAGUCAAUAGGCGCCAUUGCUGGUGAAAUCAGGCGCAAACUUGGAGAUGCUCCUGAGAGUGGGUGUGUACUUGUUCUGCAAGGCAGAAGCGGCACCGGAAAGAGCACCCUUGCCAAGUAUCUUCAGGCUGUCCUACCCAGGUCUGCGCGUUGGUCCAAUGGCAACGUCUUUCGUGCCCUGACACUGCUGGCUCUGCACCACUGCCAGAAAAGCCACAAAGAACUUGGGGCACAGCUGACCCAUGAGCUGCUCCAGAUGCUGAUGUCACGGCUGGAGUUUGGGAAAUUCCGGGAGGACUUUGACAUCAAAGUUAGCGGAUUGGGUAACGAUGAUGUGCUGGUCUCAGAAAUAGCCAACACGCUGCUCAAAGAGCCAGAGAUUGGACGCUUCGUCCCCACUGUGGCCGCGAAGACCCAGGGUGAGGUAGUGAACUUUGCUGCGAACGCAGCCCAGAUAAUGCAAGCAGCUGGCAUGUCCGUCCUGAUGGAGGGCCGCUCGCAGUCUCUUGACUACAUCCGGACACCGCAUCGUUUCGAGCUGAUAAUGAACGACGCAAACAUCAUUGGGGAGAGGCGGGCCGCGCAACGCGUGAUAGGAGCUGCUCGUGCCGAGUUGUUGCGCAAGCCCGAAGAGAACGCACAUUCUGCACUCGAGCUUGCGUUGCGUCGUUGCUCGAACAGCGACGGUUUCAGCCUGGACACGCCGGCGCUUAGGAGCGCCGAGCCUAGGCCCGUGGGCCUGCUCCCAACAGCACUUGAAGGUGCCAGGGGAAAGCUGGACAAGUUUGUGUCCUUGCACGGGAUAGGUCUCAGAACGGCACAGGUCUGUGCAAGCCGUCCCCUUGGAAUGUGGUUUUUGCCGACAGUUUCCUUAGAACAUGUUUUCGCGCAUGACGACUCGGUAGAUGCCACUAGACAACCGUUUCAACGACAUGCCAGCGGAGUGGCUGUGGCUCAAGGUUGGGUCCUGAUGGUUUUCCUGACUUGGCUAACAUCCUACGACUGGGCGUGGGCCUUGUGGGCCUUGUGGGGCCUAUCGAUGUACAGGGAAAUCAGAGAGAUCCGAGUGGGCAAGUGCCAAGUCGUGUCGUGCAGUUUUCUUUCGUUUUGUGUAUUGAAGUUUCUUGGAGAACACAUCCCAUGA
Molecule: messenger RNA, 1581 nt
Organism: Symbiodinium natans
Lineage: Eukaryota; Dinophyceae; Suessiales; Symbiodiniaceae
Source: the annotation of a GenBank genome assembly